Messenger RNA from Xiphias gladius (swordfish), 2668 nucleotides. It is a transcript of the gene rab5b, whose product is annotated as RAB5B, member RAS oncogene family. The record is from RefSeq and is a predicted model, not a curated record. Bases 348 to 998 code for a protein of 216 amino acids. Gene Ontology annotation, molecular function: GTP binding; GTPase activity. Lineage: Eukaryota; Metazoa; Chordata; Actinopteri; Istiophoriformes; Xiphiidae. The transcript has 6 exons.
CAGGCAAAUCUCCGCCCUUCCUCAUAAAACCCCAGUCCUUGGACGUCGUGGGUCAGACUCAGUUUUUACCGUCUUACACAGCGGAGAGAGGCAUCGAAGCCUCAGGUUUUGAGGACCCGGAACCAGCAAACAGUCGGCAUUUUACUUGAGAAGGGCCUGAAACGACCGAUUAGGAAAAUAGCUGCCUAUGCAUUUUCUAUAAAACCAGGAGAGAAGAGAGGUCAAGACAUCAUCGGCGAGACCCGACUACAGUCCGUUUUGGGGGAAAGAGACUGACAUCCCAGCGGCGCCUGUCUUCGCUCCAGGGAGGAGGCCCAGCCCCGCUGCCGUCUCCUACGCGAGCCGGUAUGAGCUCCAGAGGUGGUGGAGGCCGCUCCAACGGCACGCUACCACAGACCAAGAUCUGCCAGUUCAAGCUGGUGCUGCUGGGCGACAUGGCCGUGGGCAAGUCCAGCCUGGUGCUGCGUUUCGUCAAGGGACAGUUCGAUGAGUUCCAGGAGACAACCAUAGGAGCUGCAUUCCUGGCCCAGUCAGUGUGUCUAGAUGAUACCACAGUGAAGUUUGAGAUCUGGGACACUGCAGGACAAGAGCGAUACCACAGCCUGGCUCCUAUGUAUUACCGUGGAGCUCAGGCUGCCAUCGUCGUCUUUGACAUCACCAAGCCGGAGACUUUUGAGAGAGCCAAGGCCUGGGUGAAGGAGCUGCAGAGGCAGGCCAGUCCCAACAUUGUUAUUGCCCUGGCCGGGAACAAGGCUGACCUGGCAGAAAAGAGACUAGUAGAGUAUGAGGAAGCCCAGACGUAUGCUGAAGACACUGGCCUGCUCUUUAUGGAGACCUCCGCCAAGACAGCCAUGAACGUCAAUGAGCUCUUCCUGGCCAUUGCAAAAAAGAUGCCAAAAACAGACACCCAAAACCCUACACAUGCAGCGCGACAUCGGGGAGUCAAUCUCCAGGACCCAGAUGCCCACUCUACCCGAGCCUGCUGCGGUGGGAACUAGACCUCCACAACCCCCACCAGUAUUCCACCAUCUACACCACCACAGCCCUUCAACCAUCCUGUCUCCUUCAACCAACUUACAGGGGUGGGCUUGAUGCAAGGGGGGGAAACCCAGUAUCUACUCACCCAGUUCCCCUCCAUUCAUCCUCCUGUCCAAGCAGACAGAAAUUCAAAGGAGAGUAUAAGAGGAAAGAGAGAGCAAGCAGAGAUGGAGGAAAAAGACACGAGGUUUCACAUCUGUGUCUCUUGACCAACAACUGAGAUUCUGCAUCUGGAAAUUACAAGCGGAGGUCUGGUGAAGACUGAGAUUGAGAGGAGUAAAAUAAAGAAUGUGGAAGACAGUGGCAAGCCUGUUGUAGUAUUUAGCACUAAUUGUGAAUUUUCUUUCGUUUUUCACUCUGCCUUGCAACAUUUAAGUCACAGCCGUUUGAUUGUGUAAAAAUGCACAAACUGAGCAGCACACGCUGGCGAGUGGCCAAGACAGGAAGGGAGAAAAAAAACGGCCAAAUCAUAAAAUAAAGAAGCCAAACAGUUUGGUUGUGGCGGCUUUCUUCUUCUCCUUGUCAGAGCUUGCACCUGCUUGCUUCGUCUCCUCCUAGUCAUGAAUCAACCAAAUCCUGCUGUGAAUAGUGCCACAUAUUGUAUCCCUGGAACGAUCCCAUGAUUCAUAAUCCCUCUCUGUCCUGCCUGACCUUCCCCGGUGUCACUGGCUCCAUCCAGGCCCACAUCAGACAGUGCGUAUUUAUUGUCCUGUGUUUUGACUAAUCUUGACCGCUGGUAGUGGUGCUCCGGUGUCUCUGAGGCAUCCCUUCCAUUCCAUUCAUUCUCCUUUUGUCCACAUAGAAACUCAAACUCAUAUUGUGAAGCAAACAGUUAAACUUAGCAAAAGUUCUGAUUUAAUGAGAUUGUUUGGCUUUACAAGAUUAAUGAUUUUACAUUGUGUUUCUCACAGAUACAUUUGGCCCGACAGACUUGCUAGUUUCACGACAGAUUGGUGAAAUUUUGGUUGGGCUUCAAGGGGCUUGCUUGAGUGCUCACAAGGAAAAAUUUUAAGCAUCACAGGCUGUAGCUCCUUAUAGCAACAAUAUAGGCUUGAUAUUGAGUGUAUGAAGUCACGGGACUUUAAUAUUGCUAUGUAUGUAGCAAAGAAAGCAUCCCUCAAACCCAAAGAAAGCAUCGCAUACUUACUAAGUCCCUGUUUUGAAUGAAGAGCUUAAUCUCAUUUUUCAAUUCUUACAGUGAGUGACAGCCCAUCUGUGGCUCUGCCCAGAUUAAAAUAUUGGCACCAGGUAAAUUAAGAUAUAGGGGGCCGGUGUCCUAAAAGAAUUGUUAGGGACGGAGUGAAAGGCAGAAAGGUAAGAAAAUAUGAGAUCUGUAAUAGACCUGUACCCUGCCCUGUAGGAGAAAAUCUGGCCAGGUUGUGUUUUUGUUGCGUUCCUCAUCUGCCCUUUGUCCUGAGGCUAAGUUGUUGGUGAACAUGAAAUCAUAGUGAUCUUAAACGGUUUGACUGAUUCAUUUAACUUAAUAUGAUGCUCUUAAAAUAGAGUUGUGUGCUGUUUGGUUGCUGCCCAAAGCUUGGCUGAAUAAAAUGACAGAACUGAUGAACACACACACACACACACACACACACACACACACACACACACACACACACACACACACACACACACA